Messenger RNA from Pecten maximus, 1981 nucleotides. Its product is annotated as sodium-coupled monocarboxylate transporter 2-like. The transcript has 16 exons. Gene Ontology annotation, cellular component: membrane. Gene Ontology annotation, molecular function: symporter activity. Gene Ontology annotation, biological process: sodium ion transport; transmembrane transport. The record is from RefSeq and is a predicted model, not a curated record. Lineage: Eukaryota; Metazoa; Mollusca; Bivalvia; Pectinida; Pectinidae. The coding region runs from base 38 to 1894 and encodes 618 amino acids.
AGGCGAACUUCAGCCUUUGUCUUGCCAUUCAUACAAGAUGGAUCUAACGUUCGUUCCCGUUCCUAGUCCACACAUCGCUGAUUACAUCGUUAUCGUCAUCUUCCUCUGUAUCUGUAUGGGUAUUGGCGUUUACUAUGGUUACCAGGACAAGAAAAACCCUACCCUUGAGAACUACUUCUUCGGAAACCGACAACUUCUAUUUGCACCAGUGGCUAUGUCCAUUUUUGUGUCAUUCUUCUCUGCGAUUUCACUUAUAGGAUUUCCAGCUGAGAUAUAUAUGUUUGGAAUACGCAUCAUGACAUUUAUUUUUGGCUACGCUGUGUCCUUGCUACUUGUCAAUGUGACCAUUGUUCCCGUUCUGUACCCGCUUAAACUUAUCAGCAUAUACGAGUAUCUACAACUGCGGUUCAAUUCCAAAUGUGUUCGCCUCGUAGGAACGGUGAUCGGGAUGAUUCAGACGUUUUCCUAUAUUGGCGUAUCACUGUACGCUCCUGCAUUGGCUCUUCAAGUGGUGGCUGGAAUACCUCUGUGGGUUUCGAUAGUUGUUAUCGGAGUAGUUGGUACCAUAUACACAGCCAUCGGAGGAAUGAAAAGUGUGGUGUGGACGGACGUAUUUCAGUGUGUCGUGAUAUUUAUUGGCCUGUUAGUCAUUGUUAUAAAGGGAACCAGUCUAAUGGGGCCACAUCACUCUGUUUUCGGGAUCGCUUAUGAAGGUGGACGACUGGAGUUUUUUAAUUUUGACCUGGACCCAAGGGUUCGACACACAAACUGGGGUCUCUUCAUAGGAGUAAUUUUUAACCAGAUGCCAUCCUGGUGCAACCAAACAAGCGUCCAGAGGAUCCUGUCUCUCCGUAAUCUGCGAUCAGCGUAUAAGACAAUCUUGUUGGUGAUCCCAAUUGUUGCCAUCAGCUACGGAAUGGUAGGGUAUCUUGGUAUCCUUGUUUACUCGUACUACAACGCAGUGAAAUGUGAUCCUAUCCAGGCUGGAUUCAUCUCAAACUUCAAUCAGUUGACUCCAUAUUUUGUGAUGGAUGUGCUAAGAUCAUUACCCGGUUUUUCUGGUCUGUUCAUCAGCUGUGUUUUUAGCGGAGCACUCAGCUCAUUUUCAUCCGGAAUCAACGCUUUAUCAGCCAACACCAUGGAGGACAUAAUCGGCGAUUUCGUUAAAAAUUCAAAAAUAAUUUCACAAUCACUGACUGCGAAAUUGCUCGUUUUUCUGUACGGCAUGGCGGCCACAGGUCUGGCGUACGGCAUCAGUUUCAUGCCAGGUUCCAUAGUACAGAUCGUUGCUGUUGCGUUCGGGGCUUGCGGAGGACCAUUGGUGGGACUUUUCUUUUUGGGCGGAAUGAUACCGAAGGCGAACUGGAAGGGAGCCCUUGUGGGCAGUGUGAUGGCUAUGAUGCUUAACAUUUGGAUAGCAGUAGGAGGCAUAUUUUACGGGAAGCGACCGGUAAAGUUAGCCCAGAAUCCGACGAGUGGCUGUUUCCCUGGCAACCUCACAGUUACAAUGAACGGAUCAUCGAUGUACAGUUAUGAUACGACAACUUCCCUGUACGAUAUAACGGGAAACUUGACCAUGUCACAAAGUGACCCAACAACGUCAAGUAAAGGGUUUUUCCUGUACGAUAUAUCCUACACCUGGUACGGUUUAAUCGGGUUCCUUCUGACAAUGAUUAUCGGUACUGUCGUCAGUUUAAGUACAGGUGGUGACCGCGACGAGUCUGUUAAAGUCCAUCUUAUAUUCCCUGUCUGUAGGAAGUUGUUCGGUCUGAAAUCUAAUUCCACAAAUGAGAGUGAGGAUAAGACUCUAUCACUGAUGCCACCCAACGCUACCAACGGAGAUUCACUCAUUUCAUAUUCGGAAGGUGAAGAACCGAAUGUACCUACAUUAUAGGAUCAUUUUGAUUAAUACAUCGUAAUAUGGUAAUCUAAACGGUCAUGUGUACAUUCCUUUUAUGAUAUUAUUUUAUUCAUUUACUGG